AUGAUUAAGAGGGCAGGCUGCGUGGUGAUAUCUAUCAGAAAGGGGGGUACAAUUUCAAACAACGAUGGAUAUAAAAACACAAUUGUUAAGGCCUUAAUCGAAAAAGUUACCAAAAUUAAGGAGAAAAAUAAAUUUUUUAACUGCAACGGGUAUUACGAUUUUUUAUUUCGUAACUACGCUCUGCAUAUUUGCUUGGACGACUCUUUCAAGCUGUUUUAUUUGCAAAAUAAAGAUGGCUACUUUAGCAAAAAAUUGAUGAGACACGUAUGCUACAUAAUCAGCAAUGCGUCCAUUUAUAGCUUACUAAAAUUUGGAAAGGAAUACAUCAUAAAUCACCUGUCCGAGUGUAACAUUUAUAAGUACAAAUACGUUUUCCAAAAUGAGUACUAUCAUUUUGUGCACAACCUUUUGCUGUUAUGCUGUCUACAGUUAUGCGUGCCGUCCAUUUUGGAAAAGCUCAAUCAGGAAGAACAGCAAAAAAUAAGGUUAAAAAAUUUGCACAAAUUUUGUGAUGCCAUGAAUUAUGUAACACCACAAGGUUUGGAAAGUAAAAGGGAAAAGAACGCACCAUGUGAUGUGCAAUUUUUGUCAAAGGUGUACAACUGCUUCUGUGCCAACCAGAUAAGUCCGUUCCCGUUUGUGAACAAAUUUAUAUACCUACAUUUGUGCGCAAGUUAUUUGGAAUUCCAUUUGGAGAGGCCUACUCUCAGUUCCCUACGUGGAGAAGCCUCUGAGUGGUCCCCAACCAGCUUACACUCACAACGCGAUAAAAGUGAAAACCCUUUACCCAUAUGUCAAAUUAGCGAGAUGCUGUUUUACCUGUCCAAGAGUGACCUGCAUUUUUACUAUGAAUGUUUUAUAAAUAGAUACUUUCACGUCAUACAAACGUACCUGCUUCGCUUGACUGACUCACCAGUAGAGGAUUCACCACUGACGCAUGUCAAUAUUGACAGUGACAUUUCUCACAAGGAAGAAAAAAUUAUAGAUAGGCUAUUAGUAAGCCUAAUAAACUUCUUAUCCUCUUCGUAUGUAAUGGGUAAUAUCGAGGGGAAUAUUUCUCCCAUCAUUUUAUGCACCUACAUCACAUUAGUGCUAUUCAAAAGGUUAUAUGAGAACCAUUUUUCCCAUUUUAACUGGUCGAGUUAUGAUGCACCCAAGAAGGAAAAUGUAAAAAAGGAUGACUUUAUUUUGCUAACGCAGAGGAGUAAGUCUUACUUUCUCAGUUUGUCCUUCGCGAAAAAGUGCUUCCUACUGAUAUAUGUUAUGAACAACCUUGUGCAGAAAUUGCCUGAACGAGUCAUACAAAAGUGGAAUAAAUGGAGUGGAGAAAUGAACAUCACGACGAAAAUAUGUAACACCAAUGAUUCACUUCAACACUGCAUGGGGGGGAUAAUGCCUAAGCGUAACCCCAGGAGCUACAACAAUGCAACAGAUUGUCCACGCAGAGGAGAGCUCCCCCCAAAUAUAGACAAAUGCACACAAAGGAGGGUAAACAGCUUGGAAGAAUUAUUUCCAAACAGGAACUUUAAUUUUCUCAGUAACAAAAAUAACGCAGAUGGGAACUGCAAAAAAUCUGUGCUAGAGAGGAAUUUUUUUUUCUUUUUACAACAGUACAUAAGAAGGCGCUUCCCCCAAUGGGAAUGCACAAGUGGUGGAAGUUCCCCAAUGGCGUUUUUUACCAUCGAUGUAGAAAUACAAAAAAGGGAACAGAGAGGAUGA
This is a messenger RNA of Plasmodium cynomolgi strain B, 1719 nucleotides long. RefSeq lists its product as hypothetical. The record is from RefSeq and is a predicted model, not a curated record. The transcript is spliced from 2 exons. Lineage: Eukaryota; Apicomplexa; Aconoidasida; Haemosporida; Plasmodiidae. Bases 1 to 1719 code for a protein of 572 amino acids.